Darwinula stevensoni is the source of this 1491-nucleotide messenger RNA. The record is from the annotation of a GenBank genome assembly. NCBI's taxonomy places the organism in Eukaryota, Metazoa, Arthropoda, Ostracoda, Podocopida, Darwinulidae.
AUGUCCGGAGGUUUGGGAGAUAUGACGUCGUCCCCCGAGGGCACAUCUGUCGUCUGCUCCCUUCCAUGGACGCACGGACAAGCACGAGAGUUCACUCACUCGGGGUGCUUGGGCUGGGUCCUCGCACCGGGGAACACGGCCAUGUCAAAGGCCUUCGGUGCUCGACGACUGUGGAUCUGCACGAGGAGGCGAAUGACCUUCGAUUCUCCAUCCUACCUCGUGGCUCUCUGCGCUCUCGUCCUCUUCACCGUUUUCGUGGUCUAUGGUCCGUCCGAGGUAGGGAAACACGAGGAUUCCGUGCCUUUGAAUCAUCGGUACAGGAAGACUUUAGGAAAAGCGGAGAAGACAUUACAACACAAUCAGGAAGUCCAAGUUACUUCCCGGAAAUCAACCACUCUGCCGGCGAAGCGGAACCGAUCGUUCGCAGAUGUGGGACAUUUCCCGGCGGUGGCCUUGGCAAGUUUUCCUUGUUCCGGAAACACGUGGACUCGUUACCUUGUAGAACGAGCCUCUGGGUAUUUCACCGGAUCCAGCUACCGAGAUACCGGCCUGGAAAUCUCCGGUCGGCCAAUCUCCACUUUCCAGGCACCAAUUGGCACAUAUCUCGGAUGCAUGACGCAAUACUUUCCUCCUCUCCUAGGAUUUCUGGGUGAGAAAGCGAAGAUUCAGGACGGAACAGUGGUGGUGAGCAAAACGCACGACCACGGGAAGGAAAUGAUCGAAGAAUUUCAAUCCGGGAUCCUUCUCGUUAGGAAUCCCUACAAAGCCAUUCUCUCCUUCCAUAAUUUCCUAUUCACGGGACACCUUUCUCACGCCCCAGUCCGCAAUUUCCUCCGCAAAGAUUGGCCAAGGUUUGUCGAGGCAUCUGGGAAGAAAUGGCUGGAGACCUACCUCAACUGGCUCGAAAUGAGCCCCAAGGUUCUCGUCGUUCACUACGAGAACCUCACGGCAGACCCGUCAUCUUGUCUACGAAAGAUGCUUCAUUUUCUGGAUCUCUCCGUCGACGAAAAUCGAAUGGCCUGCAUACAGAAUCAUCGGAGAGAGCAGUUCCGUCGACCGUCGGGCUACGUUCCCGACGUCGAGUUUUUUCCCCCCGAAGUGCGAAGAAAAAUGGACAAGGCGAUUCUACAUUUAGACGGUGAACUGCGUAAACGGGGGCUUCAUUCAAUUCCCUUGUCAAAAUACGAAUACUUCAACGGGACGAAGGAUUCCGAGAAUCGAGUCCAGUGCACGGAAGGAGAAACCGAAGACGAAUGUUGGGAUCGGAUCGACGCUUACAAUAGGAUCCAGGUUCAGUUUUACAGCAAGUACCAACAACGGGGAAGUUUGGAGGAAAUCCAGAGAUUGUACAAGAAACGAAAGAAAGAUUCCAGCCGUCCACCAACUCUCAUGGACGAGGUGAUGAAAAAAGCGGCUUCUGCUCUUCUACCUCUCCUUCGAGGGGAUCCUUUAGAGACUCUCAUCUCGAAAGACCCCGACGACAGCCUGUGA